This is a messenger RNA of Spodoptera frugiperda (fall armyworm), 959 nucleotides long. It is a transcript of the gene Mpv17, whose product is annotated as protein Mpv17. The record is from RefSeq and is a predicted model, not a curated record. The coding region runs from base 292 to 870 and encodes 192 amino acids. Gene Ontology annotation, cellular component: membrane; cytoplasm. The transcript has 2 exons. NCBI's taxonomy places the organism in Eukaryota, Metazoa, Arthropoda, Insecta, Lepidoptera, Noctuidae.
AUCCCUCAUUUCAUUGCAUUUCAUUCAUCUGCCGAUCUGCCUUGAUUUGCGUAUCAUCUGACAUUUCCGAUUUCAUUUCAUCAAUGCAUAAUAAUUUAAGUUUAUGCAUUUCUUGGAAUGUAAAUGCUGCUAGCUGACCGCUGAACCAACAUUUAGACGGUUAUAUUAUAAUACUGUGGUCAUAUUAUACGGUACAUCAUGGAUCGGGAAUAGGGGUUAAAUUUGAAGGUUAACUCAUGCUGAACAAUAGCAAAAUACUUAGUAGUUCACAAGUCAACAGACCACAUUGUGAUGUCUCAAGCAAAAAUGAAGUUUCGCGGUUUAUUUAAGUUGUACCUAGAUACUUUGCAACGAAGACCGUACUUGGUACAAGCAGUGCAAACUGGAGUCCUAAUGGGUUCCGGUGAUCUAAUAAGUCAGACCUUUAUUGAACGUAAGCACAUUUCAGAAAUCGAUGCUACAAGGACAUUGAAAUUUUCUUCAAUAGGGUUUUUUGUUGGUGGACCAGCAUUGCGUCUUUGGUAUGGAGCCCUAUACAAGUAUAUAGGUUCCAGUGGCAAAACAGUUGCUAUGAAGAAAGUGUUUGUUGACCAAAUUAUGUUUGCACCUAUUUUCUUAUGUGGAAUUCUGAGUGCAGUAGCAGCCUUUCAGGGCAAGGAUUGGACUAACAUUAAAAGAGAUUUAGAAAACAAUUACUUAGAUGUAUUAAAGACAAAUUACUGUCUCUGGCCAUGGGUUCAGAUAGUAAAUUUUUAUUAUAUUCCACUCCAAUACCAAGUUUUAGUAGUUCAAGUAGUUGCAUUAUUCUGGAACACAUAUUUGUCAUGGAAAACCAACAGAAGCUCAGAAAAUAUGGCAAUACAAAAAUAAGUACCUCUGCAUAGCUUAGGAUCGCAUCAGUAGCUAUGGGUUGAACUGUAAAAUAUAAAAAAUUAGAAAAAUAAAUGAAUUGUUUAAUA